AAAGGUAAUCACAACUCACAAGUCACACAACCCCAAUUAUCCCCAUAAACUUAUCUCCUUAUCCACAAAUUUCUCCAGGUUCACAGCUGCACACACCUCCUCUCACCUUCUCUCCUGCCUCUUUUCUUCUUCCAAUUCACAUUCUCCCUCAAAAAAAGAAAAAGAUCUUCUCCGACCAGCCAAACACUCCCUUAACCUCAUCUUUCCCCAAUGUCCACAUUCGGACUAACGAACACUUUCUCAAACCCUAACCCUAAAAUUGUCAAUUCUCUCGAUAUCUCCAAUUGCAAAUUAUUCAAUGGAAAUUGCAGAGUUAAAUUUAGGGUUUGUGCGAAAGUAACAUCUCCUGAACCAAAUGCUAAGGUUUAUGGUCAAUUUUCUGCACCAGUGAAGCCUAGCAGUAGCAGCUCAACGGCGUCGUCUUCUUCCCCGAAGAAGAAGAAAGAAGAUGAAGAAAAACAAGAUUAUUAUCUUAAUAUGGGUUAUGCUAUUCGUUGUUUGCGCGAGGAAUUUCCUGAAUUGUUUUGCAAAGAGCUCAGUUUCGAUAUUUACAGGGAUGAUAUCGUGUUCAAAGAUCCCCUGAAUACUUUUGCUGGCAUUGAGAACUACAAAUCAAUCUUCUGGGCAUUGCGAUUCCAUGGAAAAAUAUUUUUCAGGGCUUUGUGGAUUGAAAUUAUUAGUGUUUGGCAACCUGUGGAGAAUGUCAUCUUGGUUCGUUGGACUGUCCAUGGAAUCCCACGAGUUCCUUGGGAAAGCCGUGGUCGUUUCGAUGGCGUUUCAGAGUACAAGUUUGAUAAGAAUGGGAAGAUUUAUGCUCAUAAAGUUGACAACAUUGCCCUCAACUCCCCUCGCAAGUUCCAGGUUCUCUCUGUCCAGGAGUUGAUCUUGUCACUUAGUUGCCCUUCAACACCAAAGCCUACUUGCUUCGAGAUCUCUUCUUCUUCCACAGAACCCAUUUCGUUUGCUGGAAAAUUAAAUUCUGUAAGGCAUUACUUGAAUUCUGCCUUGGAUCUUUCACAUAGACAUGAGGCAGAAACUUCUCAGAGAUCAUAGCUUUUUGUUGAUAAGUAAAUUUUGUUAGUUUUUGAAUGUCUAGACCUUUAUUGAGCUUGGUCAUCCUGAGCGUUGGAGAGUUAUAAUAGUUUUUGUUUCUGGUUCUUGAAGGAAAAAGCAUACACCUUUAUGUUGUAUACUAAUAAAUCACUGCAGUGUGCUGGAGCCUGAUUAAGUUGUAGUAUAAACAAGACCUCUCCACCUGCUCAUAUGUAAUGAAGCAUGACAUAGUAUUGUAAUUAUUGUAAACUUUGUAUAUAUUCAAAUAUAAAGUUGAAUUUUCAGUUCA
This is a messenger RNA of Beta vulgaris subsp. vulgaris (sugar beet), 1342 nucleotides long. RefSeq lists its product as hypothetical. The transcript has 2 exons. The record is from RefSeq and is a predicted model, not a curated record. The coding region runs from base 211 to 1053 and encodes 280 amino acids. Lineage: Eukaryota; Viridiplantae; Streptophyta; Magnoliopsida; Caryophyllales; Amaranthaceae.